Messenger RNA from Fusarium keratoplasticum, 1551 nucleotides. RefSeq lists its product as uncharacterized. The record is from RefSeq and is a predicted model, not a curated record. NCBI's taxonomy places the organism in Eukaryota, Fungi, Ascomycota, Sordariomycetes, Hypocreales, Nectriaceae. The transcript has a single exon. Bases 1 to 1551 code for a protein of 516 amino acids.
AUGACACAGGAAACCACGGCUUCGGCUUCACGCCGCGAUGUACCCCCCGACGAGCGACGACCCGAUGCGGGAUACGGGUCUUUUCCCACGACGGACCGCGAUAUACCUAAACCUGCGAAACAGAGCACGAGAGCGCUUGCUCCUGACUUGCUGCGAGGCUUACUCAUGCUCACCAUGGCUCUUGACCACAUGGCACUCGCCUUGAAUACCUGGCAGCACGGUACUGGACGGGAGACGGAGAUGGAUGGUGUUGUGAUCAAGGAGUGGAAUAGACCUGUCGCAUACGUCGUCCGCACCUUAACCCACCUAUGCGCUUCCGGAUUUACUAUGCUUCUCGGUGUUGGAGUCGUCUAUCUUGGUCGGUCGCGUACGAGACUGGGCUGGUCAACGCUGCGCAUCGCAAAGUACUUUGCCGUCCGGACGGCUGUGCUGACGCUCAUCGGCGUAUUGCUCGGGUUGGCAGUUUCGGGAGGAAGGGUCUGGUUUAUGAACUUUGUCUUGUUCUCGUUGGCCAUCGAUUACUUUCUCGCCGGGAUGCUGUGGCUGGUGAUCGACACUACGGAACCGUUGCUCGCGCGGGCCGUUACGCGCGUGUUUCCGGACAAGGUUUCAGAGGAAGACGAGGUCGACGAGCCUCUGCUUCGUCGUGAUAGAGCACAGGACGGCUCCGAGUUUGGCGUCCUGGUAUCGUGGCACGUUCACAACUUCCUCCUCGCCAUCUUGGGCUUGGUUACUAUCUGGUGGAACAUCUGGCUUUCUCCAACAAACGGACACUGCGAAAUCAGGGACCACGCGUCAGACGUGAUGCAGCCCCUCUCUGUGGCUGCGAGCGAAGGACCAGACGGCCCCGCCGUGUCUCACAAUCCCCUGCUUGGCAUCUGGUUCUGGAUCACGCAGACGGAGCGCGUCAUGUCUGUCUUUCCCCCCAUGGCCUGGGUGUCGUUUGCCGUGUUGGGCUUGCUGUACGGGCGCAUCGAUGUGACGAGGACGUGGAACUCUAGUGUCGCUGCGCUCUGCAAUCUAGUUGCCGGGUUGGGUUUCUUGGUCUUGUUUGUGCUCACGAGGGUGUUGCGCUUUGGAAACCUUUCUGAAGGGUGUUUGCAGACGCCUGAGCACGACAAGUAUCCUGAUCGUAACCCGUAUCUCGCGUCGGCGCAGUCUUUCUUUUACAUCAUCAAGUAUCCCCCGGAUGUGGCUUUCUGGGCGUUUACUCUUGCCGGCAACUUCUUCCUAUUGGCUUUCUUUGGUGGUAUCCCCACGAGCGUGGCCAAACGCUUCACGCUGCUACUCGACUUUGGCAGAGCUGCCCUCUUCUUCUACAUCACCCACCUAUUCUUCAUCUUUAUCCUUGGACCCUUCAUGGUCGCCUUGUUUGGUCAUGAUACAGGUAUCCCAACGCAGAUGGACCCUGGUUCCACGAGGGGCAUCGACAAUGCGUUUGCGUACUUUGGCAUCUGGGCGUUUGCCAUGCUUGUCAUGUGGCCUGCGGUGAGGUGGUACGGCAGGUUCAAGGGCAGCAAGCCGGCCGACUCCAUCUGGAGAUUCUUUUAG